Molecule: messenger RNA, 1671 nt
Organism: Cordyceps fumosorosea ARSEF 2679
Lineage: Eukaryota; Fungi; Ascomycota; Sordariomycetes; Hypocreales; Cordycipitaceae
Product: histone acetyltransferase complex component Epl1
Exons: 3
Coding region: 1-1671 (556 amino acids)
Biological process (GO): regulation of transcription by RNA polymerase II
Cellular component (GO): piccolo histone acetyltransferase complex
Source: RefSeq, a predicted model, not a curated record
AUGUCUUCUCGCAAGGUUCGCGUCAAGAAGCUCAGCAUCAAAACUGCCCUCCCCGUCCUCAGGGAGGAUCAGAUCGAUGCUACAGAGUACGAGACCAUCACCACAGAAACUCAAAUCGCAACAGGUGUCGAGCACGCCGAGGAAAAGGAAUAUCAUUUGCAAUCCAUUCUCAAAGAUGCUGGUACAAGUAAUGACCAAGAAAUUCCGGUCCCGCCUCCCCAGGAGAGCGAGGUAAACUAUGAGCAGCUUUACCCCGUGCCUUUCCACAAGCCGUCCACAUAUAUUCGCUUUUCCCAGACUGUCGAAGAGUGCAUCAGCUGCCAGUAUGACAUGAGUACCGAGGAUAAUGACUUCCUCAAGACUUAUAAUGCCAAGCCUGGACCUGCCGGUGCGUUGUCCGAGGAUGACUUUGAACGCAUCAUGGAAGUCUUCGAAGACACGGCCGCUGAGCAAACUCCCUUUGCUUCUGUGGACAACACCGUCGUUGCUUAUGACAUGAUGGUACCCGGGCUCAACCACCUUGGGGCUCAGCACCUGCUGCAGCACGCCAAGGCCAUCUAUGAGUAUUGGAAAGACAUGCGACAACAGGCUGGCAACAAACCGCUGCAUCCCUCACUCAAAUUUGAGACGCACCAGGAGACAGAUGACACCGACCCGUAUGUCUGCUUUAGACGUCGCGAAGCCCGACAGACCAGGAAGACGAGAGCCCGCGACAAUAAGAUUGUCGAGACGCUCAAGCGCCUGCGUCGUGAGCUUGAAGACGGUCGCCAGCUUGUACUCAUAUCAUACGAGCGCGAAAUGAUGAAGCGUGAACUGCUACACAUGGAGCGCGCAGUCUUUGAGGAGCGCGCGAGGCUUAAACAUAUUAAGCUCAGGCUCGGGCUUAAAGGCGAAGAUGAUGACCUGGUCAACCAAAAGCCACAAAAACGCAAGCCUGUUGAUGCAACAGCUGCGGCACGGGCUGCCGGUGCCCAUGUCCGGACCCCAGUCCGACCCGAUGGUCGCCAAACGGAAGCCGACCUUGUCCAGCUUGCUGACCAGCUCGCUGAGAAGGAGAAGGAGCUUCGUAACGAGAUCGAGACCAAGGUUCAGAACCAUCGCAGAUGGAACCAUAACCACAUUGAUCUUACCGUAGACCCGUUGUCGCCAGUACACGAACAGGGCCUGGAGCUCAAGUUCCGCCCGGCAAAGACGCAGUACCUCAUGACGCCGCCCGCGUCCGAAGCGUCAGACUCGAUGGAUGUGGACGACGAAGGCCUCACGCCUAUGCAACUGGAUAAGCCACAAGCCGGCCCCGCCUUCCAGUUCAAAGCAGGCGGAAUCAUGACUGAGCCGCUGCACAGCAAUCAACCGGCAUUCCGUCGGCGAAUAGGCCGUUUGAGCCGCCUCUGGAUAGACCGAAGAGGCAUGGCAACCCCGCCCAGGCCUGAUUCGCACGGAUAUUCGGACCGUUGGAAGUACGAUUCCGACGAUGAGGAGGACAUUGAGCCACCGGUGUAUGAGCUGGACCCGUAUGACACAAGGGCGUUGAAAUUCCGAGCCACCAUACCGCUCAGCUCAUACCUGUUCCGAGGUAGGCCGGCCGUGCCACCCGAUGCCUCGAACAACGCGGCGACGCGGGGGCUACCGGCGCCGCCGCCAGCACAGCCACAAACACAAGUAGCCUCCUAG